This is a messenger RNA of Colletotrichum acutatum, 2255 nucleotides long. Its product is annotated as cytochrome P450. The record is from RefSeq and is a predicted model, not a curated record. Lineage: Eukaryota; Fungi; Ascomycota; Sordariomycetes; Glomerellales; Glomerellaceae. The transcript is spliced from 3 exons. Gene Ontology annotation, molecular function: heme binding; monooxygenase activity; oxidoreductase activity, acting on paired donors, with incorporation or reduction of molecular oxygen. The coding region runs from base 184 to 1803 and encodes 539 amino acids.
AACUCCUACCAGCAUGUUUUACUUUAGCUAGCCAGCAGAUGGGAUGGAAUCUGUCAGCAUUUAGGGGCACCUUUAAAGCUCAAACGUUUCGCCCAUAUUUCCGGCAACAUGUGGUGAACGACAUCCCGCAUCUCUCUUGCUCAAUCACCACGACAGCGUCACUGUCUGUCUUUGCGAACCAAGAUGGCGCCCACAUCGCAGCUUCUCCCUCCAGUUGCCAGCUUGUCAGGCGUCGGCUUGCUCGCGCUGGGGUCAGUGGCCCUGCUAUAUAUCAUCAGCCGACUAUUUCUCAGUAUCCCUUACCCUGAGGGCAUCCCGCUCAUUGGCGAACCUGAUGGGGCCACACGAUUCAGCAUCCGCACGUAUUUGCGGUUCUAUACCGACUGCCAGGGUCUGUUCCGUGAGGCCUACGAUAACUAUACCAAAAAGGGAAAGCCGGUCAUCAUUCCAGGUAUCGGUUUCCGCCAUGAGGUCAUUAUGCCCACGAGCUCGAUGCGAUGGGUUCAGACACAGCCGGAAAGUCAGCUCGAUCCCAGCACCGCUUUUGCAGAGGUCGAUCAGGUUCACUGGGCUCUUGGCCACGACCGAUAUGUGGUGGAUGCGUGGCAAGGACACCUGGUCAAGACCGAGAUGAAUGCGAUCCUGGAGAAUAUUUGCGCCGCCAUGAACGAGGAACUCGGUACCGCCUUUGACAAGUGGUUUGGGACCAAUCCGGAAUGGAAGGAAAUCGACCUAUUCGAGUCGUUGAAGAUGGUCGUUGCGCAGGCAGCUAGUCGCUUCACCAUCGGCCCAGGCCUGGGCCUUUGCCGUAACGAAGACUACCUCAACCUCAACUUCGAUAUUAUCAACCAGCUCAUCAUGAACGCCGGCGCUUCCGGAGCAAGCCCUCGAGUUCUUCGACCUGUUGUAGGUAGGGCUGUCAACUUUACGAUACAUGGCAAGAUCAACAGACUCAAGAGGAUGUUCGAGCCGCUUUGGAAGGAGCGUCUCGAGACUUUGAAGUUCGCUCGCGAUGACCCAGACCACAUUGAGCCUCAAGAUCACCUGCAGAUGAUGGCCCGUUACGCCAAGGACCACCGCCAAGAAGAGUUCAACGAUUUGGACAUGAUGACGCGCCGCCUAAUCGCAGCCAACUUCGGAUCCAUGCAUCAAACCAGUAUCCAAGCCACCAAUAUGCUUCUCAACAUUUUGGGAUCAGACACGGAGUUCAACACCAUCACGACCCUCAGGGACGAGGUUGAUCGUGUACUGUACGCCGAUGGUGACAACGACUGGACAAAAGCCAAAGUGAGCAAGAUGGUAAAAGCCGAUAGCGUCGCCCGAGAGACUCUGCGCCUGAAUUCCUUUGGCGGACGUGCCGUCUUCCGAAAAGUCUUGGUAGACGGCUUCAAGACCCCCGACGGCUAUCAUCUCCCCAAGGGAACCCUCAUCUCCUUCCUCGGACAGCCGGCUCAGACGGAUGGCGAGGUGCUGGAAGACCCGCUGAAAUAUGACCCCUUCCGCUUCUCCCGCAUGCGCGAGGAUGCGGCCGCAAAGGACGAGAAGGCGCCGCCGGUCACAUUUGUCACCACGAGCCCCGAGUAUCUGCCUUUCGGGCACGGAAAGCACGCGUGCCCCGGUCGAUUCUUGAUUGACUUUGAGUUGAAGAUGAUUAUCGCCUACGUUUUGGGUCACUAUGACGUAGAAUUUCCGCCUGAAUACAAUGGCAAGCGUCCGGAGAACUACUGGCUCACGGAGGCAUUAUUCCCGCCAAACGGGGUCAAGCUCCGAAUCAGAAGGAAGACGGAAACCAAGGGACUGUGAAGGACCCGGCUACUCGAAACAGGGGAACCGGAGACGCGGAAUGAAAGUAAUGAUAUUGAGUUCAAUGAUCCGAAGCCGCUGGAAUAGUUUGGGAAGCCUAAGAAGUACAUGGGAUACAUGGUUAUGCAAAACGACCGAUCGACCCGAGAUGUUUCUCACUUGUAGCGAUUUUCAAUCAGAAAAUUCUCGACGCUCCGUUACAGUGGUAUAUAAGCACAUUGCGGUCAUCUUCUAGCAGUUCUGUGAGGUUUCGAGGGGAUCUGGUAUGAUGUGAAGACCGAGUGGAGGCCUAGUAAGUCUUGCAUCAUAAUUGUAGAUCACUCUGAUAAGGCGGGAGUUCUAAGUGAGUUCGAUCGUAGUCCCGAAUGAAGAGCCUCAUUGUAUCCGCAGAACCAGCUUAAAAUAUACCUUUUGCCAACGGCAACGCACAAUUUACAAGUAAUCACACAGAG